Molecule: messenger RNA, 2002 nt
Organism: Sapajus apella (tufted capuchin)
Lineage: Eukaryota; Metazoa; Chordata; Mammalia; Primates; Cebidae
Gene: FGFBP2
Product: fibroblast growth factor binding protein 2
Exons: 2
Coding region: 697-1368 (223 amino acids)
Biological process (GO): cell-cell signaling
Molecular function (GO): growth factor binding
Source: RefSeq, a predicted model, not a curated record
GGUCUAAAAUAGACUGAAUCCCAGUGUGAACAUACAUUUGCAUGUCUUCCUGGUCUCAGCUCAGUGGGUGGGAGGGGAAGUGUUUCUGUAUUCCUUUAGCACACACACCCUCAUACAAUUCAUUUUUUUUAAACCUCACAGAUUAUUUUUUGCAUUUGCUAGACCAUCUUAUAAGACCUAGGCUCACAAAACUCUGGCAUCCUUUGGAUUAACUAAACCCAUGGUUCCCCAAGAUGGGGAGCGGGAGGGAGCCUCGAGGCAGCCCAGACUCCGAACUGCAAACCUCUCUUUCCAGAACUCCAUUGCCACACCUUGGCAUACACCAAAUGUUGACAAAGAAGGCUGUUCCCAUACAAGGGCCAAUUUUAGAGCAAGCGCCCCAUGGUUGCAAAACUGUAAAACCCUCAACCCCAAAGCUGUGUGUAGUGCUUUGUGUGUGACAGAGCUGGGGCAGAGCUCUCUGAUGCACUCAGGAAAACCAUUCCCUUUGCUCGUGGUAGGCAGCCCCUGGUGGUUGCUCUGCCUUGCCAAGUGUUGUGUGUCCAAGGUGUGGUCAUGUUUCGCAUUUGCUGCAAAACACCCUCCCACCCUUGCAGAGAAAGAGUCUUUUGUGCAGCACCCUUUAAAAGGUGACUCGUCCCACUUGGAUUCUCUCUCCUGGUGCAGUGUUGCAGGCGGGUUAAUUAGAGCAUCGCCAUGAAGUUCAUCCCAUGCCUCCUGCUGGUGACCUUGUCCUGCCUGGGGACUUUGGGUGAGGCCCCAAGGCAAAAGCAAGGAAUCACUGGGGAGGAAUUCCAUUUCCAAACUGGAGGGAGAGAUUCCUGCAUUAUGCGCCCCAGCAGCUUGGGGCAAGGUGCCAGGGAAGUCUGGCUUCGCAUAGACUGCCACAACACAGAUCAGACGUACUGGUGUGAGUACAGGGGGCAGCCCAGCGUGUGCCAGGCUUUCGCUACUGACCCCAAACCUUAUUGGAACCAAGCCCUGCAGGAGCUGAGGCGCCUUCACCAUGCAUGCCAGGGGGCCCCGGUGCUGAGGCCAUCCGUGUGCAGGAAGGCUGGGCCCCAGGCCCACAUGCAGCAGGUGACUUCCAGCCUCAAGGGCAGCCCAGUGCCCAACCAGCACCCCGAGGCUGGGACACCAUCUCUGAGUCCCAAGGCCUCAGUGAAACCCACAGAAGCAAGACAGCUGGGAAAGGACUCGAUGGAAGAGCUUGGAAAAGCCAAACCCACCACCCAACUCACAGCCAAAGCUACCCAGCCUGCACCCAGGCCCGGAGGGAAUGAGGAAGCAAAGAAGCAGCCCUGGGAACACUGUUGGAAACCCUUCCAGGCCCUGUGCGCCUUUCUCAUCAGCUUCUUCCGAGGGUGACAGGUGAAAGACCCCUACAGAGCUGACUUCUCCCUGACAGAGAACAACCUCUUUUUAUAUUAUGCUGCUUUCAGUCCAACGUUUUCACACUGGAUGAAGGGAGUUUCUAAUCAGAUGCACCUGCGCAAAUUCUUGAUCUGCAGCAUCUCUGAAGUUUGGAAAAGAAAACUUCCUUUCUGGAAGGAGCUGACAGGCCCAAGGGUGACAAACAUACACAUCUACAUUCUAGCUGUAGAAGCUUUGCUUUGUUGAUUAGAGCCUUCUAUGAAAGUUUAAAUAUGUACCACAUUCAUGAAUUUCCAGUUCAGCCUUCUAAGCAAGAAGUGAAUUUGUCACAUUUCAUUGCAUGGCAGCAUGGACUUGUAGUUAGAGAAAGUACAGUGAAUAGCAGCUAUGUGUGUGCAAAAUAAAGGAAUGAUUUCAGAAAUAUUACCUUAAUCUUCUUAACAAACUCGACACCUAGAUGCUAUAGAGAUCAUGAAUAUCCAUUAAGUCACUGUUAUUUUCUUCAGGCUGCCAUCAUGCAUUACACAGACUAGGUGGCUUAAAGCAACAGAAAUGUGUUAUCUCACUGUUAUGGAGGUAAGAAGUGCCUCAAGGUGUUGCCAAAGUUAGUUUCUCCUGGAGGGCUUGA